Molecule: messenger RNA, 1035 nt
Organism: Pyrus x bretschneideri (Chinese white pear)
Lineage: Eukaryota; Viridiplantae; Streptophyta; Magnoliopsida; Rosales; Rosaceae
Exons: 3
Coding region: 1-1035 (344 amino acids)
Source: RefSeq, a predicted model, not a curated record
AUGGCGAUGGUAUUGCGUUAUGUAAACAAAGAAGAAGAAGCAAUUGAAAAGUUUUUGUGUGUUCAACAUGUCUCCUCUACAACUAGUAGCUCGCUUGAAGAGGCUAUUGAGAGAUUCUUUGCUACAACAAAUUUGAGUAUGUCCAAGGUACGGGGACAAGGCUAUGAUGGAGCUAGUAAUAUGAAAGCCGUGGUGGAGGUGCUUGAAUGGAUUAAAGAUGAUAACAACCAAGACAAUUUUGAUGAAACAAUUACAAAUGAGUUAUCACAAGCAUUACAAAAGAAAAAUCAAGAUAUUGUGAAUGCAAUGGCGUUAGUGGAAGUAUGCAAGCAAAGACUACAAUCCUUGAGAAAUGAUGACUUUGGGGACUUGCUUGAUGAUGUACAAAAGUUUUGUCAAGAACAUGAUAUUGUUGUUCCUAACAUGGAGGAUUUGCAUUUCGUACCCGGAAAAUCAAGGCAUAAAGCUCCAAGACUCACAAACUUCCAUUACUAUCAUGUGAACCUUUAUGUUCAAGUUCUUGAUACGCAAUUAAAGGAAUUGAAUGAUCGCUUCAAUGAGGUAAACACCGAGUUGUUUCUUUGUAUGACAUGUUUGAGUCCGGUGAAUAAUUUUGCAUCUUUUGACAAAGCAAAAAUUGUUCGUCUAGCUCAACUUUAUCCUCAAGAUUUUGAUCGUAUGGACCUCAUAAAUCUUCCAAUUCAACUUGACAAUUACAUUCACGAUAUGAAGAUGCAUAGUGAGUUUUCAUCAUUGAGAGGAAUUGGUGAUCUUGCAAAGGAGUUGGUGAAGACCGGGAGCUGUGCAAGCUAUAUAUUAGUGUAUAAGCUUCUUACAUUGGCUUUGGUGUUAUCGGUUGCAAUCGUUUCGGUGGAGAGAGCUUUUUCUGCUAUGAAUAUUGUGAAAACACCAUUGCGUAACAAAAUGGGAGAUCGAUGGUUGAGUGAUAGCAUGCUUGCUUACAUUGAGAGAGAUGUAUUUGCUUUUAUUGAGCCUAUUAUGCGACUUUUUCAUAAUAUGAAACAUUGUCGGUAA